ACUGCCCCGUGCGCUGAUAAAAAAAAAAUCAAUCCAUCGGUUUGGUGAUAAUAUUCUUCUCCACGAGCUGCUGCUAAUCGGUUAAUCGCUUCCUUGCUUGGAUCGCACAGCAAAAUAAUUAGGGCAGCUAUAUUGCCUUUUCUCUUGCUUGCGACAGCAGGAAUUGUAGGACGAUUAAUCUUGGCUAAGCUGGUCUCGUGAUCGAUUCAUAAUCGUCAGCGUACGGCGGUAUAAAGCGGCCGGGGGAAAGGCCGGCUUCGCCUCCCCUUUCCUCCAAUUCUCAUCGCCAUCGAUGCCGCUCUUCUGCAAGCACGGCGCCGGCUUUCUUGCCGUCGCCGUGUCUACAUCCAUCGUCUUCCUCCUCCUCCUUCACGCCUUCUCGCUGCCGGCCUCGGCGCUCUCCUUCGGGCUAGCGCGCCGCCACCGGAAAGACGCCGCCGUGAGCUGCGACGUCUUCAGCGGCAGCUGGGUCCGCGACGACGGCGGCGGCGGCGCGGCGGCGUACACCGGGUACAACUGCCCGGUCAUCGACGCGGAGUUCAACUGCCAGCUGUACGGCCGGCCGGACUCCGACUACCUCCGGUACCGGUGGAAGCCGGCCGGCUGCGAGCUACCCAGGUUUGAUGGCGCGGACUUCUUGACGCGGAUGAAGGGGAAGACGGUGAUGUUCGUCGGCGACUCGCUGGGCCGGAACCAGUGGGAGUCGCUCAUCUGCCUGCUGCACGCCGCGGCGCCGCAGUCGCCGGCGCAGCUCGUCUCCGUCGACCCUCUCUACACGUACAAGUUCCUGGAGUACGGUUUGGUGGUAUCGUUCUACCGCGCGCCGUACCUGGUGGACAUCGGCGUGGCUCAGGGGAAGAAGGUGCUAUGGCUGGACGACAUCUCCGGGAACGGCGAGGCGUGGCGCGGCGCCGACGUGCUCUCCUUCAACUCCGGCCACUGGUGGACGCACACCGGCACGCUCCAGGGGUGGGAUUACAUGGGCGCGGACGGGCGGUACUACGAGGACAUGGACCGGAUGGUGGCGUUCCAGCGCGGGAUGGCAACCUGGGCCAACUGGGUGGACGCCAACGUCGAUCCAGCCAAGACCCGUGUCUUCUACCAGUCCAUGUCCCCCACACACUACAGCUCGAAGGAGUGGGCCAACCCGGUGUCGAAGAACUGCUACGGCGAGACGGCCCCGGCGGCGGCGGCGGCGGCGGGGCUGAACGCGACGACGGCGCAGGCGACGUCGGGGCAGGACCAGGUGAUACAGGCCACGCUGCGGUCGAUGAAGAGCCCCGUUCGCCUCCUCGACAUCUCGGCGCUGUCGGCGCUGCGCAAGGACGCGCACCCGUCGGUGUACAGCGGCGACCUCUCGCCGGCGCAGCGCGCCAACCCCGGCGGCGGCUCGGCGGACUGCAGCCACUGGUGCCUCCCCGGCCUGCCGGACACGUGGAACCAGCUCUUCUAUGCGCUUCUCUUCUACCAAUAGCUGUAGCCUGUAGGCAGUUAAUUUCGUUUUUUUUUAUAUCGCUCGGUGUAACAAUCUUCAGAGUGAAGGUGAGGAGGCGUGGUGACAGUAGGCACACAUGGAUGAGACUCUGAGAAGAAUCAAGAAUGUACAUUGAUUGAUCAUGCGCUGCCAAAUUGCAGUUGCAGUGUACACGGUUGUACUAUGAUCUGUCUGUGAUCUGUCGCUAAAUACUCUGAUAAUUGUGACUCUGGUACCCACAUCUAAACAUCUUUGAUAACCUUGCA
Molecule: messenger RNA, 1740 nt
Organism: Oryza sativa Japonica Group (Japanese rice)
Lineage: Eukaryota; Viridiplantae; Streptophyta; Magnoliopsida; Poales; Poaceae
Product: protein PMR5
Cellular component (GO): Golgi apparatus
Molecular function (GO): O-acetyltransferase activity
Source: RefSeq, a predicted model, not a curated record